Molecule: messenger RNA, 528 nt
Organism: Prunus armeniaca (apricot)
Lineage: Eukaryota; Viridiplantae; Streptophyta; Magnoliopsida; Rosales; Rosaceae
Source: the annotation of a GenBank genome assembly
AUGUUAACCUCACAAUCUUCAUCAGUCCACCACCCGAUCCUCCACCACUCUUCCCUCCUCCACUCCAAAACCUUAACCCUCCCCUCCAAAACCUUAACCCUCCCCCUCACCCCACCAUCCUCUGUAAAAUUCCAACCAAACCCAAAAUCUCUGCCUCAUCUUCACAUUAACAACUACAACACCAACCUUGUCGGCCUCAAAAGUUGCCCCAGCAGCAUUGUGGUCAUGAGCAAAUCGCCGAAAGUGGAGGAACAGAAGUUCAGCCAAGAAGGAUCGAUCACGGAGUCGCUUUCCAACGGUAUGUUUCGAAUCGAACUAGACAACGCAGACACCGUCAUAGGAUACAUAUCUGGGAAAAUCCGACAGAAUUCCAUCAGGAUUUUGCCUGGGGACAGAGUCAGGGUUGAAGUCAGCCGUUAUGAUACCACUAGAGGUCGUAUUGUUCGUAGAAUUGACAAAGACGGUGAGGACAAGAAAAAGAAAAAGACUUGGGCAAAAAAAGACUUGAAAAAGAAGAAGUCUUAUUGA